Camelina sativa (false flax) is the source of this 983-nucleotide messenger RNA. RefSeq names its product vacuolar protein sorting-associated protein 29. Gene Ontology annotation, cellular component: retromer complex. Lineage: Eukaryota; Viridiplantae; Streptophyta; Magnoliopsida; Brassicales; Brassicaceae. Gene Ontology annotation, biological process: retrograde transport, endosome to Golgi. The record is from RefSeq and is a predicted model, not a curated record.
AAAAAAAAACGCAGUCUCUAAAACUCUAAAGAGCGAUCAUCCGAGAGAGAUAGAGAAGAAGAAAUAAAGGAUCUUUUUCAUGGGCGAUCGCUGAGAUCCCCCUGACGAACAUAACACAAAAAUUGUCUUCAAUCACGAAUCUUAUUCGAUAUAUAUAUUGGAGCCCCUGAUCUGGUAAAAACUCGAUCUUCUUUAAGUUGCCGCUUAUAACUUUGGGGCUUUGGGGGAAAGAAAAUUCAUCUACCUUUGUAUUUCUUCUCAGGUUUAUAAUUUCUAGUGGAAGUAGUUUGAAAUGGUGUUGGUAUUGGCAUUGGGGGAUCUCCAUGUACCCCAUAGAGCAGCUGAUCUACCUCCUAAGUUCAAAUCAAUGCUUGUCCCCGGGAAGAUUCAACACAUCAUCUGCACUGGAAAUCUCUGCAUCAAAGAAAUCCAUGACUACUUGAAGACUAUCUGUCCUGAUUUGCAUAUAGUUCGAGGGGAGUUUGACGAAGAUGCACGAUACCCUGAGAACAAAACCUUGACUAUCGGGCAAUUCAAGCUGGGACUGUGCCAUGGCCACCAGGUGAUCCCAUGGGGUGAUCUAGACUCACUGGCCAUGCUUCAGAGACAACUCGGCGUUGACAUACUUGUAACAGGCCAUACCCACCAGUUCACAGCCUACAAACACGAAGGAGGAGUGGUGAUCAACCCGGGAUCUGCAACCGGAGCUUACAGCAGCAUAAACCAAGACGUUAACCCAAGCUUUGUCCUUAUGGACAUCGAUGGUUUCCGAGCUGUGGUUUACGUCUAUGAGCUAAUCGAUGGAGAGGUUAAAGUCGACAAGAUCGAGUUCAAGAAACCUCCCACCUCCAACUCUGCUCCCUAGUCCAAUUUUAAAACAGCCUGAAACCUUUUUUAUGUUUUUAUCUGAACUCACUCCUAAAAAAUUUGGUACUUUCUUGUGAAAAAUAAUCUUUUAAUUUAACAAUUUGGAAAUUGAAUCA